CGAUUAUUGGGGGAGGGACAGAGACAAUUCAUUCAAAGGCAAAUACUGCGGUAAGGGUAUCAGAGGACCGGUGAUUAAAGAAAAGGGGAUGAUCGCGAUUGCAAUUGAAAGCAAGGAAUUCAUUAUCGCAGCUACAUACACCAUCACUAUCUCCGAGAGAAAAAAUGGUAAGAUCCACCAAAUAUCAAUCUCUAAAUCUUCUGCAAUUUGGCUAGCUGAAACUUUAAACCACCCUCCUCUGGCAAGGGUUGGGUGGGCUGUAUCAAGAUUUGAGGGGUCUUUCGUAACUAAAUUUCAAUGGGAUUCCAAUAGAUAUGGAAACUAUGUUAGAGUUACUGCAGGACAAGAGGGUAGGGUCGGAAGUAUCUUCAUACCUACUGGACCCAACUCAGAAGGCAUUUUUCUCCUUGUCAAAGCCAUCACUGAUGCUAUAAAUCUUAGAGGGGAUAAUGCAUAUAUCCCAGGAGAAGAAAGGGUUGACAAGGAACAAAAAGGGUUUGAGGAGCCUUCUUCAAUGCUAAAUAUGUAUGGAAAAAAGGUAGAAACAACAGAAGAAGGAAUAACUAAGAAAGGUGAAGAUAUGGAAAUGAGGAAGCCUUCAAUUUCUUCUGAGCUGUUAGACUUAGAUAUACAGGAAGCAAAUAUGGUAGGGGACGGAUCAGAUAAGGGCCAGAAACAGCAACAAGAGGGCAGUGAAGAAGAUCAAACAGAAAAACUUUUCCUACCAGUCUUUCAAGCAUACUUUGAUGCUCUCUUUAAAGCAGCGGAGAACCAAAUUAAAGAGGCAUUGGCGAAGAAAGAGUUAUUGGAUAAUCUCAAAAAGGGAUUGCUUCCCAAUCAACAUGGAAAAGCUUUGAGGGCAACAAGGGAAACAAUUAGAAGCAUGGACAUGGUUACCAUGGUAAACUUUGAAGGAGCCAAAUAUCCUGUAUUCAUUUCGUACUCCAAUGCAGAUAAGGAGACAGUGGCAGAGUUCUUAUCAGAGACUUCUAUCACGCAUCAAAUUCUUCAUCUCAUAUGCGAGAACCAAGAGGGAGAUGACGCAGAGGCUAGGGUUUGUAACCUCAGGUCCCAACCUCGGAUCUCCGAUCGCGAUUCAAAGUAGUAGGCAUAUGUGAGAAUCUGGCGGAGAUGAAAAAAAAACGAAGACUGAGCACGUUAUUCGCGACGCCGUCACCUACACUGAGCACGCUCGCCGGAAGAUUGUAACCGUCAUAGUGGUCGUCGUCUAGGCUCUCAAGAGAUAGGCCGCACCCUGUACGGCUUCACCGGCUAAGAGUGGCGUGUGCUGCAAAACUGAUGCAAGAAGACUUACAUUCUGUUCUGCCAUUACCUAAGUCUGUAUUUUCUGGUAAGUCAAAAACUUCAAGCUAAUAGCCAAGAAAGGUAAAGUUCUUUUUUUGUGCUAAUUAAACUUUAUCGCUUCUUACUAUAAACUUUUUUUUGGUCUUAAAUUUCACUAUUUUCCUCUCUAUUGGGCACCAUUGGCACAAAAAUGCUUUCUUUGCUAGUCAUUGUAUUAUUUGUAUAUGCAUCUUGAAUCAUUUUUUUUUGUUUUUGCGGAUUGCUCCUAUCUUGGAGUCUUUUAGCAUUUCCUUCUUUGUAAAGUCUCACUUUGAAGGAGUAUAAUGUGAAAAGUACUUUCAAAUCACUUGAAAGAAGCAAAUGAGGUACUCAUACAGGACUAGGCUAAAAUCAAUUAUGUGUUUUGUUUUGCAACUUCACUGAGGUGCAUAUGACGUUGCUCAUGUUCUAAUGCUUUCUCCUUUUAUUGCAUAUUAGAUUGUAAUGCCGCUGGAUUUCAUUUCAGCUCAAUAUGUUGUGGAUGGGAUCUGCAAACACUGGAAAGGGUUGUACGUGAGGGAGACUUGAUCUUAGAUGGAGAUACAGUUCUGAUGAUUGAUUUUUCGUUAGUUAAUUAUUCAUUUCCAUUGUUGUAGUUUUGCCUUAGUGACAUCGUGAGUGAUGAUGGGUUGUACUU
This is a messenger RNA of Cuscuta campestris, 1981 nucleotides long. Lineage: Eukaryota; Viridiplantae; Streptophyta; Magnoliopsida; Solanales; Convolvulaceae. The record is from the annotation of a GenBank genome assembly.